Messenger RNA from Lucilia cuprina (Australian sheep blowfly), 845 nucleotides. Its product is annotated as protein O-mannosyl-transferase 2-like. Gene Ontology annotation, molecular function: dolichyl-phosphate-mannose-protein mannosyltransferase activity. The transcript has 3 exons. The record is from RefSeq and is a predicted model, not a curated record. The coding region runs from base 66 to 830 and encodes 254 amino acids. Gene Ontology annotation, biological process: protein O-linked glycosylation via mannose. Lineage: Eukaryota; Metazoa; Arthropoda; Insecta; Diptera; Calliphoridae. Gene Ontology annotation, cellular component: endoplasmic reticulum; membrane.
AUAGCAUAUAUAUUAUAUAAAUAUUUUUUUCUUUCAAGUUCUGUACUACAUUGGGUGCUUUGAUUAUGCCUAUGGCUUUCGACACUGUACACGAUUUAACACGAUCAGUAGAAGCGGCAAUUAUCGCAGCAGGUUAUUUAAUAUUUGAUGUUGGCCUGCUCACUCUAAAUCAGUAUAUAUUAUUGGAUCCCAUUUUACUAUUCUUCAUGACUGCAUCUGUUUGGGGAAUGGUUAAAGUAUCGAAGACAACGCAUAAUGGACUCUCAUAUACAUUGCAGUGGUGGUUGUGGCUCUUUUUUACAGGCACUAUGCUGUCUUGUACAAUAAGUGUUAAAUUUGUAGGACUUUUUGUUGUUUUACUUGUAGGACUACACACGGCUAAUGAACUAUGGAUCAUUCUGGGUGAUUUACAAAAACCCAUUUUUGAAACUGUGAAGCAAUUGGUGUGUCGCGCUGUGGCACUAAUUGUGUGGCCAUUACUGCUCUAUAUGACAUUCUUUUACAUACAUUUACAAGUAUUAAAUCGCAGUGGCAACGGAGACGGUUUUUAUAGUUCGGCUUUUCAAUCACACCUCAUUGGAAAUUCGCUAUAUAAUGCCAGUAUGCCCCGUGAAGUUGCGUAUGGAUCGAUAGUGACAAUAAAAAAUCAUAAAACUGGCGGAGGUUACUUGCAUUCACAUUUUCAUUUAUAUCCAAAAGGGUUUGGAGCUAAACAGCAACAGGUAAGAUCUGCAAUAUUAUUAUCGGUUCAAUAUAGGUAUGUUAUGUUCAUGUUGCAUUUACCUUUAGUUGUCUGGCGUUUUAAAUCAGUUUAUGAAGCUACGAUAUAAUUUCACAAAAUAGAA